Panicum virgatum (switchgrass) is the source of this 3962-nucleotide messenger RNA. RefSeq names its product protein NEGATIVE REGULATOR OF RESISTANCE-like. The record is from RefSeq and is a predicted model, not a curated record. Gene Ontology annotation, biological process: regulation of systemic acquired resistance. Lineage: Eukaryota; Viridiplantae; Streptophyta; Magnoliopsida; Poales; Poaceae. The coding region runs from base 104 to 505 and encodes 133 amino acids. The transcript has 2 exons.
CGGACCUUUUCCUUUUCUUCCAUAACACUUCUUCUGAGCCACCAAACGCACCUCCGCUCCUCCGCGCGCACUGCCGCCCAGCACGCUGCCUGUGAGACCAGACAUGGACGCGACCGCCGCCACCGCCAAGCGCAAACGCGCCGCCACCGACAUCGCCGGCGCCGCCCCCGCCCCCGCCGGCGCCGACGAGGCCUCCGACGCCGAGGUCGAGGAGUUCUACGCCAUCCUCCGGCGCAUGCGCGACGCCUCCCGGCGCAUCUGCGGCGCCGGCGCCCGCCCCGCACCGCGCGCGCCGGCGUGGCGGCCCAGCUUCUGCUGGGAGGACUUCGCCACCCCGGCGCCGCCGGCCACGCCCCCCGCCCAGGCGCGGGCGGAGGAGCCCCCCGCAGCCCCGCCGACGCCGGCGCCGGCAACGGCGCCGGCUCCGCGCGCCGGCCUCGACCUGAACGCGGAGCCGGAGCCCGAGGCGCCGCCCACGCCGCGGUCGGCGCGCGCCCCGGCUUAGCCCGCACCGCGCCUACAGGCUACACCGCGCCAAGGAUUCUCGGGGACGCUGCGCGUACGUCAGCACGUGCGUCGGCGUCCGCGUCAGCUUCGCUGUUGGGUGUGUGUGGGUGGUGGCCGGUGAGCUCAUCGGGGGAGCUGGACGGGUGGUUGGCAUCUCCCGCGGCGCCGUGGUUUUACCCUCCUCGCUGAUAAAGACCCCGCCAUGUAAACGGUAAAUCGGUAUGGUAAUUAGAUGGCUGGUUGGAUCUCCCUCUCUUCUCCCGUGUGGACAGGCGAGAGCGAGUCCGGUUGAUGGGCUGUCGGAACACCUAUUAAUCGCAGCAGUUGAUGUACCGUCCAAACCUGAAGAAAUGUUAAGUUAUUCGUUGUCUGAUCUCUGAUGUGCGUUAACUUUUUUUUUUGCGUUAACUUGAAAGUGUUGAUGAUAUAGUGAGUCUUUUAUUUUCCUCAAAAUUCUAUAACUCAUAGCUCUUCAACGUAAAGAUUGUUUCUUCGCGUUUCUCGGUGAUGAAGAAACUGUGGUGUUCUUAUCUUACCGAUCUGAGAGGUUACUCACUGUUACCUUCCGUUGGAAAAAGAAAUGACGAGCUGCUUAUUGCCAUCCAUCCUGUUAGGACAAACUAGAAGCUACUAACCACUGAAAUGACUAAGCCUAACUGUGUGAAUCUCGGUCAAGCAAGGCUGGGCAUGAGUAUAUGAUUAGAGUAUAGUACGCCCGUGAAGACCGCACCAUCAUAGCAUGCUCAAGUCGUGUACCCUGUAUGCUCAGUAUUGCUAAACCUAUUCAUUUUUUUGUCCUUCUGUAGUACAGCUUGUCCCGGUGACCCAUGCGUACAAGGCUCUUUACUUUGCGGGCACACUCUUGAUUGAGUGCGCCGCUGCAGCCAUUCCGUUCCCGUGCAGAGAGCAAAUUUGGCAGGAUAGCCGAGCCUAAGCCUAGGCCUAGUAUCCUCCUCUCGCUAAACAUCUCGGAGGGCCACGAAAACUCGAAUGAAGAUUUCUAGCACUCGAGUAACCCGGUAGGUGUUAUCCUGAACCUCUAUUUGCACCUCGAGAUCCGAGCGGCGUCAAAACGGAAACAAAUUUACAUCAAAUCGUGUACUUUAUACGCAUAUAUGUACAGCUGUUAUACAAAAUAAAAAGAUACCAUCUCCGCCGCCACAUUUCAAAAUCAUUUGAACCAUUUACUUUCUCUCUCAUCAUCUCCGUCUAAACCCACGGUCGGUGCUCCCGAGGCCAGCGAGCGACACCGGCGGCGGCGCGCCCAGAUCCGGCGAUGGUGUGCCCCGAUCCGGCGUUGGCGGGCUCAGAUCCGGCGCCCCUCGCCGCCGUUCGCGGGCCGGGCUGGGAUCCGGCCGCCCCUCGCCGCGCCCCUGCGAACCCGGCCACCGAUCCCCCAGAUCUGGCUCUCCUCCUUGCCAGCAGCCGGCGAUAGCGAGCGGCGGCGCUCGGGCGGGAGGAGGAGCCGCCCGAUCCGCUCCGUCCCUCGCGGAUCUGCGUCGCCCUCGUGCUCGCAAACGCGGAGGCCGUGGCCCCGGUGGCCGGCGCCUGCCUGGGGUCCCCUCUCUGCCGGCUUCCUGUACCGGUGCUCGCGCACGUGGAGGCGCUGGCCGGUGACGCGGCAGGCCGACGUUGCCUCUGUGCCACGCUCGCGCGCGGAGGCGUUGGCCAACCGGCCGUGGCCACGGUGGCCGGCGCCUUUCUGCUGCGCGGGCGGCGGGCGGCACGGGUCUCCUCCUCCACCCCCGCGACCCCCACUGGCGCCCGUCCUCCAGACCGUUGCCGCCUUCUCCCGCCAUCUCCUCAUCGCCCCGGACGCUGACCCUGACGACCACUGCCUCCGCCCCCAUCGUCGCCACUGGAGAUAGUGAAGGCAAGUUGUUUCCCUUUGUUCUCACCCAUUAGUCUUUUCCGUAUUGUGCCUAGAUUGUGGAUGCUAAUUUGUUUAGAAUCACGUGCUCAGUGCUUAAUGCUCUAUGUCCCUAAAGUGUUUGAUAGAAUGCCGCUAAAGUGAAUUUGCAUGGGAAUAAAAGUAUGUGGUGUCAGUGUCUCUCUCUUGCUUCCAAUAAUAUCAAAUGGUCACCAUAUACCUUGCUGUUUGCUAUUUUUCCUGAAAAUGCCAUCUAUAAUUUGCCAUGUAUAUUGAAGGUACAAUGUGUCCCAGGAUGUGAAUGUGAUGGGCGUGAAGCAUAUAUGCAGGUACCUCAGUGCUGUUUCGAACAUGAUUGUUCACAAUUCCAUGGGAAUUGUACUGUGUCUUGUGCUUCCAGCUUCACUUUCAAAUGAGUUUGUAAAAGCUUGCCUCGCAUCCUGCAUUUCUAAACUAAAAUGGCAUAUCUAUCCAGCUUUAAGGAGAUUAUGGGACUGCAAGUGCUGCACCUGCAGUAGGCACUAUAGUGAAAUGUUUGUUGUUUGUUCUGUAAUGUUUUACUUUUGUUUCAGGAAGCAAAAUCACAUUUACUGGGUUCGACAAUCCUGUCAUUUGCAGAGCAUAGGUGACUUAAAAGCCUGGUGUCGUCACACAGAACCUCUUACUUUCUCACCAAACACCUUUAGUUUCUUAAAACUAAUAGAAGGAUUAAGUUUGCCAUGCAGUGUGAGCUGAUCAUUUGCCAUGCAGUGUUUCUUGUAUUUCUAUGGAACUGCAAUAAGUAGCUUGCGUAAAAAACAUGCAUUAAAUUUGAUUUUGCUCUAUGAAUGUGGUUGUGCAAUCAACAAAACUAUGUUACAUCUUCUUUAUGUGAAACAUGUGCUUUGUAUGUUUAAAAUGCAUCAACCCAAAGCCCAACAAAAACAAGCAAUAUUUUGAAUGUGUGGCCCUUAAAAAUCAUUGUGAAGGUCAGUGCAGUUUACUGCUUUCUUUCAUCUGAUGUGCUUCAGUUGUCAUGGAAGUGAUAUUUGUUAUGUGUUUAUCAAGUCGGAGGGCGCAAUACAGUUCUUGAGAAAGCAUCCAUGACUAAUGGCAUACCUGUUGUCUCGGAUGUGCCGACAAUCGUUUUUGGUGCUGAUGUUUCCCAUCCUCCGGCAGGAGAAGAGUCAUCGGCUUGUAUUGCCCCUGUCAGUUUCUUAGAUGGUGUGGCCUUUGGACAACCAAAGGUGUGCUACGAGGGAUGAGACGGUACUACCAGGGUUACCUAUGUGGAUGUGGUGUCAGAAUGUACCGCUGGACUGGAGGCAUCAAAAGUAUUUAAAAUUUUUUCUUCAUCAUCCACCUAGUGUUAGAUGGUACAAGGUAAAAUGCUCAAAUGCUCAAGGUUCAGCACCUAGAACUUCAGCUUAAGGCGGUAUCUCCUGGUACCAGUUACCCAGUUCGCGCCACUUAUAUGACUCGGUGGUGAAGGGGUACUGGGGUGUACUGGGUAGGAGGUUGUAUGUAGUAUUAGUAAGGCGGAAGAUGAAUGUAUGUAGUAAAUAAUUUAGAUAUUAAUUGAAGUAUUAUAAACUCGAUUCUUAAA